Pogona vitticeps (central bearded dragon) is the source of this 900-nucleotide messenger RNA. Its product is annotated as GTP cyclohydrolase 1. Gene Ontology annotation, cellular component: cytoplasm. Lineage: Eukaryota; Metazoa; Chordata; Lepidosauria; Squamata; Agamidae. Gene Ontology annotation, biological process: tetrahydrofolate biosynthetic process; tetrahydrobiopterin biosynthetic process. Gene Ontology annotation, molecular function: GTP binding; zinc ion binding; GTP cyclohydrolase I activity. The record is from RefSeq and is a predicted model, not a curated record.
AUGGAGCCCCCUCAGCCGGAGCCGCCGUGCUACCAGAACGGGGACGCGGGUCCCUUGGCCCUCUUCAAGAGCCUGGGCGAGCUGCAAAGCGGCGGCCCUGAGGCGCGGAAGCAAGCCGUGAAGCAUCCCCGGGCGCCGCUGGGCGGCAGGUGCAGCCGGGCGCGGGAGGCCGAGGAGGAGGAGGAGGAGGAGGAGGAGCGGGACUCCUUGCCGGCGCUCGAAGCCGCCUACGGCACCAUCUUACAGAGCCUGGGCGAAGACCCGGCCAGGGAAGGGCUCCAGCUUACCCCCCGACGGGCGGCCAAAGCCAUACAGUUUCUCACCAAGGGCUACCGCGAAACCGUCGCAGAGAUACUCAAUGAUGCGGUCUUUGACGAGGACCACGAUGAGAUGGUGAUUGUGAAGGACAUUGAGAUGUUUUCCCUUUGUGAACAUCACAUGGUCCCUUUCUUUGGCAAGGUCCACAUUGGAUACUUGCCCAAGAAGAAAGUGGUUGGCUUAAGCAAACUUGCAAGAAUUGUUGAAAUAUUUAGCCGAAGACUUCAAGUCCAGGAGCGGCUUACGAAACAGAUUGCCCUGGCUGUUACUGAAGCUCUGAAACCAGCUGGAGUGGCUGUGGUCAUAGAGGCAUCGCACAUGUGCAUGAUCAUGAGGGGUGUGCAGAAGAUGAACAGCAAAACUGUCACCAGCGCCAUGCUUGGAGUCUUGCGAGAAGACCCAAAAACCAGAGAGGAAUUCCUUGCUUUGAUCAAGAAUUAAAUGGCAACAUCUUGCAAAGCUUUGUGACUCUUGAUCCCAAACUAAAACUGAUUGCCAAAACAUAGUUGCCUUAUGUGAGCCAGGUUUUGUUUCUCCCAGAAUGUGUAAUGGCAAAAAAGUAAGUUAAAAAAAAGAACUGUC